Molecule: messenger RNA, 963 nt
Organism: Ambispora gerdemannii
Lineage: Eukaryota; Fungi; Glomeromycota; Glomeromycetes; Archaeosporales; Ambisporaceae
Source: the annotation of a GenBank genome assembly
AUGUCACGACGCAGCACUACUUUAUCACACUUAUCUUCUUUGGUUUUGCAAGGAGAAGAACAUUUGCCGAUAUUGCAAGGCAAUGGUCGUGAACUUUAUUACUACUCGGUCAUUCUCUGGACUCUGAAGGUUAAUGCGGAAGGAGGAUACACUAUAACUCAUCAAUUAACUCCGAAAGGAAAUUAUAAUGAUAUUUAUAGUAGUGAAAAGAAAAGUAUGACUAUAACACAAAACUUUCUUUCAAAGCAUGAAGUUAGUUUGGUGGAUCUUGGUGUUCAAGAAUUUACGGUUAUUCCACCUGCGAUUCCAUAUCUAAAAUCACUUCGCCGACUCUCAAUAUCUUAUAACAAACUCUCCAGUCUACCGUCCACCCUCUUUCAACUGAAUGGCCUGCAAAUUUUGCACAUACACUCUAAUCAACUACGGUCUCUUCCACCACAAAUUGGACUUUUGACUGCACUUCGUGAGCUCGAUGUACACUCUAAUAAAAUCAAAAGUAUUCCACCGCAGAUAGCGAAAUGUACAGAAUGCAAUUGGUUGAAUUUGGAGAAAAAUCGAAUCGCAUAUUUGCCUGCUGAGAUUUAUCAAUUGAAAAAGUUGAAGCAACUUCGUGUUGAUGGAAAUCCGUUUGCAUUGAUUGCUCAUAAAAAGAUUAAUGAUGAGAGUCAAAGAAAAGAUGGUCAGUCUUCAACAAGCUGUGAUGGUGGUGGAAUAAAAAAAGAUAAUGCUCUACAAAACGCAGAAAAUUGUAUUUUCAAUUUUCUACCUAUCGAUAUCCUGCAACGGAUCGUUCCACCACAUGAUUACCCACCUACAGUUUGUUCUCGCUGUCAUACACCAUUGUUCCAUGACGGUGUCUGUGAUUAUUAUUAUUAUGGGGAUCAAAUGAUCCCGGUCAAGCAUACACUUUGCUCUUAUGAUGUAUUCAAUUUUGCUACUUGCUAUCGCUAUGUCUUUAUUUAG